CCGAUGCGUUUCUCAAAACUCCUUAGCAUGGUAUGUUUCUAAACCGAAUGGAUCUAAAACCCCUCGCAUCGUCACAAACCCUAGAGAUUUGAUUCGAACUGCGAGGGUUGGGGAUGGGAUCGAUCGAUCCAUCGCCUCCCUUUUCCCUCGCCAAUUCCCUUGUCCUCGUCCGCAUCAUCCUCCUCCUCAUUCUCCUCCAUGUCCCCUCGUCUCACUCCAUCUACUGCGACGAAGACGAUUGCUACGAUCUCCUCGGGGUUACACAGAGCGCGAAUGCAUCGGAGAUUAAGAAAGCUUACUACAAGCUUUCCCUUAAAUACCAUCCGGAUAAAAAUUCCGAUCCUGAGUCGAGAAAGCUGUUCGUUAAAAUUGCGAAUGCUUAUGAGAUUUUGAGAGAUGAAUCCACAAGGGGGCAAUAUGAUUAUGCAAUUGCACAUCCAGAGGAGGUAUUUUACAAUACUGCCAGAUACUAUCAUGCAUAUUAUGGGCAUAAAACAGAUCCCAGAGCUGUCUUGGUGGGCCUUCUAUUGGUUAUUUCAGCAAUGCAAUAUCUAAACCAGUGGACAAGGUACACACAGGCUAUUAGCAUGGUCAAGAAGACUCCUGCUUACCAAAAUAGAUUGAAGGCAUUGCAGCUCGAACGAACUGGGGGAAUAACAACCAAGAAGAAGGGUCACAAACAAAUGGACAAGAAAAUGGAAGAGGAGCUUGGCAGUGAGCUGGAGUUACAAAUCCAGGGUGCUGACAAACCCUCUGUGUGGAAACUUUACGGUGUUCAAUUUGCGCUCUUACCUUACACUCUAGGAAAGCUAUUACUCUGGAGAAUAUGUUGGCUUUGGAGUUAUCGGAUAAAGAAAUAUCCUUACUCAUGGGAUGAUGCUUGUUACUUGACUCGGACUCGUCUCAAAAUGCCUCCUAACAUAUGGGAUAAUAUGGACGACUCUGUCAGGAAUGAUCUCGUGUCGAGACGGCUGUGGGAGAAAGGCAACAUGGAGAGCUAUAUCGCAGACAUGAGGAAAGAGUCGAAACGCCGGAGAUAGAUAGUUUCUCGCACAGGUGCAGAACAAAAUGAUGAAGUCCGAGCUAAGCAGAUUUCCCUUUUCCACUGGGUCCUACCAUUCACUUUCGCUUCUUCAAUCCGAAUCCAACGCAAGGGAACGGAGCUUCAAAUGGGGCCCUAGUGCUUUUGUCAACACAUGAUGCGUCACAUGUAGCAAACUACAUACUAGAAGCAGAUACCGGUGGACUUAAAUCUCAAUGGGGAUUGAAUCUCAGAUAGUUUCUGCAUCUGUCUCCGAAGAUACAAGGUGUACUUACCACAAGUUCAGGUCUGUUCUGCUACGGCAGCCUGCAUCUUUUCUUUUCCCAUUUCCUCGUCAUAUUUUUAUCAUCGGUGCAGCUUGUGCCUGUUGCAUUCAAAGAUUAGGCCGCCGAUGAAGCUUUGGCAAAGUCGAAUUCACGAGUGCAUUCGCAUUGCAUGUUAAACUACAACAUAUUUAUUCUGGCUAUAGUAUAAUCUCCAUAACUGGAGUUCUCAUCAACAGAUUCUGCAGCUGUGCUGUUGUGUUAAAUCUAUACCUAUUUGUUGAUGAGCAGAGGCUUCUCCUUCCUGAAAUCCAAUUAUAUAUUUAUUUAUUUA
Molecule: messenger RNA, 1639 nt
Organism: Ananas comosus (pineapple)
Lineage: Eukaryota; Viridiplantae; Streptophyta; Magnoliopsida; Poales; Bromeliaceae
Product: dnaJ protein ERDJ7
Exons: 10
Coding region: 114-1040 (308 amino acids)
Biological process (GO): protein folding
Cellular component (GO): endoplasmic reticulum membrane
Source: RefSeq, a predicted model, not a curated record